UGUGAUAUUCCAGAAGAACCAGAGAGCAGUGAUGAAGAGUAUGCACCAAGUUAUGAAAAGAAAUCUAAACGGCAGCGUCAUAAAAGACUGGACUCUGAAAGAAGCAUAUCACCAUGUUGGGAUACUCCAAAGAAGAAACAGAAAACAACUUUGAAGAUGGAGACCAAAGAAGAGAACUGUAAGAAGCCAAAGAAAGAGGAUGCAAGUUCUGAAGAUGAUACUGACUACGAAAAGAAUGAUGAAAUUCUAGAAGUUGGAAGCAUCAAACGUAGGCUGCGUAAUAUGCAGAUGGAUUGGAACAAGAGAAAACAUCACCUAGACCCAGAAGAUACCCUGUACUCAGAAGUCCACACUUCUGACACAGAAGAAAUUCUACCACAGCAUUUGAGUUCCAAAAAUAAAAACCUGGAUGACGAAGAUUAUGACGAUGUCAUUAUUGUAGAAGAAAAAUGUGUGCCUUCAACAAAACACAUCAAAGUGGAACAGCAAGAUGCUACUACAGAUAGUAACACAGGUGAAAAACUUUGCUCUAGAACAACUUCUGGUGGUCAGUCACCUACAGACAUGUCUGCCCAUGUUGUUUCCACUUUUAACCAGACAGAUCCGGAAGGAAAGUAUAGGCAAGAUAACAAUGGCAAACAAACUUUGAAAACUGCAUCUACUAGUGUCCAAGACAAUUUUGAUAAUUGUACACUUGAGGAUCUGUACCUCACAGAAACUGCAAAAACACCUGAUGAGCAGCAGACUGGAUCGAAUAUGCCUGAGCUGUGUUCUCAGACUGAAGCCAUUCAGAAGUGUAGUGGAAUACUAAAGAACACUGACAAUACAGAUGUUUCGCUGAAAGAGCCAAUCAGAGAGCUUGAGAAAGAACGGACAGUACUGAGGCAACAACUUGCUAUUAGUCAGUGUGAUGUCCCAUCAUCUGUAGCAUCAGUUAAACUGGGACUGGCUGAUAGUGAUAGCCAAAAUGUUUGCCUUCUCUGCCAACAGAAGUCUCUUGAUCUGGAUGUGUGUGUUCAAGAAUGCAAGAAGACAGAGAAUGCUCUAAAGGCAGUCACAGCAGAGAGAGAUGAGCUGUUACAGAAGAAAGCGUGGCAUGUGGAAAGGUUUUCAAGUGGCACACUUGAGUGGAUUGGAAUCGAGUGA
Messenger RNA from Protopterus annectens (West African lungfish), 1146 nucleotides. RefSeq lists its product as uncharacterized. The coding region runs from base 157 to 1146 and encodes 329 amino acids. The record is from RefSeq and is a predicted model, not a curated record. The transcript is spliced from 5 exons. Lineage: Eukaryota; Metazoa; Chordata; Ceratodontiformes; Protopteridae.